This is a messenger RNA of Myotis daubentonii (Daubenton's bat), 1831 nucleotides long. Its product is annotated as cytoplasmic tRNA 2-thiolation protein 1. NCBI's taxonomy places the organism in Eukaryota, Metazoa, Chordata, Mammalia, Chiroptera, Vespertilionidae. Gene Ontology annotation, molecular function: tRNA binding. Gene Ontology annotation, biological process: tRNA wobble position uridine thiolation. The record is from RefSeq and is a predicted model, not a curated record. Gene Ontology annotation, cellular component: cytosolic tRNA wobble base thiouridylase complex; mitochondrion.
AAUAUUUUUAGAAAAGAAAAGGAAACUUAAGAAAAACUUAACCCCCUAUUCACAUAAGUAUAUGUGUUUUAAGAUUUAAAAUAAUAUGAUUACCUUUCAGAUUAAUUAAGGUGCUCCCUCUAUCAGAUUAUAGCCCCCUCCCCCCCCAUAGGCCGUCAGCCAUGAAGUGAGGUGAGAUGCAUGAGACGAUAAAGACAAGCGACUGGGCAGGAUGCCUCUGACUUUAUGGAGAAAACUGUGCCUCUCAGAGCAGAAUCCUUAAGCCAGAACACCAGGAGAAGCGGACCCUUCGCACCCGCCCGGACCCCGCGAUGCCCGCCCCUCAGUGCGCCUCCUGCCACAAGGCCCGCGCCGCCCUCCGCCGCCCGCGCUCCGGCCAAGCGCUGUGCAGCGCCUGCUUCUGCGCCGCCUUCGAGGCCGAGGUGCUGCACACGGUGGUCGCGGGCCGCCUGCUGCCGCCCGGCGCCGUGGUGGCCGUGGGGGCCUCGGGCGGCAAGGACUCCACGGUACUGGCGCACGUGCUGCGCGAGCUGGCGCCGCGCCUGGGCAUCUCGCUGCGGCUGGUGGCCGUGGACGAGGGCAUCGGCGGCUACCGGGACGCGGCGCUGGCGGCCGUGCGGCGCCAGGCGGCGCGCUGGGAGCUGCCGCUCACCGUCGUGGCCUACGCCGACCUCUUCGGGGGCUGGACGAUGGACGCCGUGGCCCGCAGCACAGCCGGCUCGGGCCGCAGCCGCUCCUGCUGCACCUUCUGCGGGGUGCUGCGGCGGCGGGCACUGGAGGAAGGGGCGCGCCUCGUGGGAGCCACGCACGUCGUGACGGGCCACAACGCGGACGACAUGGCGGAGACGGUGCUCAUGAACUUCCUGCGGGGCGACGCGGGCCGGCUGGCCCGGGGCGGGGGCCUGGGCUCCCCGGGCGAGGGGGGCGCCCUGCCGCGCUGCCGCCCGCUGCAGCUGGCCUCGCAGAAGGAGGUGGUGCUGUACGCGCACUUCCGCCGCCUGGACUACUUCUCCGAGGAGUGCGUGUACGCGCCCGAGGCCUUCCGCGGCCACGCGCGCCACCUGCUCAAGCUGCUGGAGGCGGCGCGGCCGUCGGCGGUGCUGGACCUGGUGCACUCGGCCGAGCGCCUGGCGCUGGCCCCGGCCGCCCGGCCCCCGCCCGCCGGCGCCUGCUCCCGCUGCGGGGCGCUGGCCAGCCGCGCGCUCUGCCAGGCCUGCGCCCUCCUGGACGGCCUGGACCGCGGCCGGCCCCGCCUGGCCAUCGGCCAGGGCCGCCGGGGGCGGGACGAGGUGGGGCCGGCGGCGGGGACUUCGCAGGAGCGGGAGCAGGUCCAGCCCCCAGCCCGCGAAGCCGUUCCAGCUGUCCCCACCUUCUAGGGACCCCAGUUCUCCACUGGGACCCGACCAAGGAGCGCCUGUAAAUGACACUGAAUAAACCUGAGGGACUUUUGCGCAGGGCUUCGCUGUGAAAUCUGACCCUGCAGGAGCUGGGGGCCUGGGCUCCAGGGUCUGAGGGGGGAGGGGGCUGAACAACUUUCCACUCCUGAGCGAGUGGGAAUUGGGGGUGGGGGUGGGAGGCUUGCCUCACAUCUCUGCUAACUUCCUGAUCACCUACUGUGCGCAGGCGUGUCCUCUUUGCCUGCAGGAGAUAAACAAAGCCGCCUGACUUGAUGGGCACAGGGCUCAGUCAUCAAGGUGCUCCUCUGAGCCCUGCCCACCCCGCAGGCCCGCCCCCUCUCAUCAAUUGCACAAUCUCAUUGGCUGUAGCCUGAAAGGUGGAACCUGGCCUGGGGUCACCUGGCUGGGGAGGGAGCGAGCUGGGGGUCACACCA